Molecule: messenger RNA, 4481 nt
Organism: Mya arenaria
Lineage: Eukaryota; Metazoa; Mollusca; Bivalvia; Myida; Myidae
Exons: 5
Coding region: 160-1287 (375 amino acids)
Source: RefSeq, a predicted model, not a curated record
GUUUGUUUACAUCAGCGUGCCAGGCCAAAACAUCCCCAAGAAAUGAUUGAAAUUUGGAACUGAAAGACCAGGGACAUGUCAACGAACACUGGUUAAUGGAUAAGAUUACAAUCUGCAUGAAAUUGUGACAGACUGUGGUCUACACCAAGGCACAUACAUAUGACAAGAAUUAUCAGGCUUCGAAGCAUGAGUGAAAGCACAGCCGACCGCUCUGAGUUCUCAGACUUUCGUCACCACUGGCAUGCAGCAGUGGGGCUAUUAUUCGCCGCAGAAGUGUUUGCAGUAUGCCUUCAGGAGGUUCAUGUGCAUGGGCAGGAGUUACGGCCCUUACAUCGACAUUUUGAGUUACCCAUCAUCUUGACAGCUGCGGACACAAUUUCACUUCUCAUAUUGCUGAAAGUUGAAUGCGCCGAUGGGCUUAAGAAACAUUCAGAAGGUCUUAUUGUUAGUUUCUUGUGCCAUGUAGUUAUGGAAUAUCUAGUGAACUUUUGGUACAUUUAUUCAAGGAAUGAUUCAUUUGCUGUCGGUUAUUUUGAACCUGUGUUAAUGAUACUAUUGUUAAAAGUUUGUACAAAAACAGAAGUGAAUCUGAAAAUUGGAAUUUUACUAAUCGCAAUGUCAUUUUGUGCGGGCUGCACGUCGGGUGAAAUUGGAAUACUUACAAAUGCAAAUAGGAACGGAAUAAUAAUUUUCCUUGUAACAAUGUUCCUAUGCAUGAGAAACAUUGCAUUGAAACGUUUACACGAAGAAAAGGUGUUUUUUAAAGUACGCAAAUCCAUAGCAAUCCCAUAUACAUUCGUCAUUUUAUCUUUUGGUGUGAUACUUUCAGCAUUCCAUUUGACUUACUGGGCUCUACCAGUAAUGUUCUCACUCAUUUCAAUAUUUGCCUCAGUUUCCGCCCUUUACUGCACUGGCGUUCUUUUAGAAUCAAUGCACGUAAUUUCCAUAUCUGUUUUGGGACUUGUAUCUCAGAUUGCCAUCAAUGUCGUGAGCAUUCCAGUUGAACACAAGCACAAUGUGAUAAUCUCCAUGGCUGGGGCGCUGGUUCUGUUCUGCAUCAUUGGAUUGUACUUCCAGACCUUCUCCAACGUGGAAUCCACGGAAAUACUUGGGGAGCCAGUGCCACAUCACGAAGUCUACACACGCCUGGAGUUCCUGACCUUUGUUGGUAUUGUGUGUGGUCUUAUCUUCUACGUUUUCAAACCAAAGUUGAGUGAGAGGGACUUAAACAACUUACACUUCGUUGGGCUGGAUAACAUUGUCAAGACUUUAUUGAGGCAUCAAUAAUCCUAUGUUCUGUUAAUCAAAGUUAAGUGAGAAGGACCAUUACAACUUACACUUCGUUUAGCUUAUAACUUCAUCGAGACUAUUUAGGCAUCAAAAACUCUACGUUCUGUUAACCAAAUUUGAGUGAGGUGACCUUACAACUCACACUUCGUUUAUAUAACUUUGUCAAAACUAUUUUGGCAUCAAUAUAUAUAAUGUUCUGUAGACUGAUGUUAAGUGAGUGAGGUCUUAACAAUUUUUAAUUUUUAUAGGCAUACAGUGUUUUUAAACAAUUAUGUAAAUCAUCAAAGUAUAUAAUGUUUAAUUCUUGCUGCAGUUCAGGUUUAAGUGGGCCAAAUUGAUGUCAAUAGAUAUUUGAAUUAACCAAUGAAAUCAUUUAAAAUAAUUGAAUAAACCAAUGAAAUCAUUGAAAAUAUUUUAUUUAACCAAUGAAAUCAUUUAAAUGUGCACACAUGUCAAAAGAUAGCCUGUGUUUUUUUUUACAAUUGGCAGCAAGUAGCGGUCGAUUCUCAAAACUGCAAAAUAAUCGAAUAUAUAUAAUCAGUCAUAAGUCAUACAAUAUAACAAUGGAAGUCAAUUGUUGUUCAUGACUACCGGGUAAGUUUGAUUUUAAUAUAUAUUUUUAAAUUAUUCAAAAAAUAACAGAAAAUUGUAUUGUAUUAUUAUUAAUAUUUUUGGAUAAUCUUUUCACCAAGGCAUCCUGCAAAAUCAUUUCUUGUAAUAAAGUUGCUCUUUUUUUUGCUCUUAUUCUGUUAAAGCUGCACUUGAUUGUGAUGUAAGUGUGAUAAAUGCAUACUUAGGGUUUUAGCUGAAAGGUUAUGGAAGGAUUCUGCUCCCUGUCCUUUUUCAGUAGCAGCCUUCUGCCCCCAUGUAAACCAGCACGUGUAAUCUUCUGACUUUAUAGAUUUAAAUGCUCAAGACAGUCAAAUAUUGCUUUUGGCAAUGUCUAAAACUUAUUAUAAGAUUAUAAAUACAUACUCAGUUUGCAUAUCUGGCAGUUGAAAUCUAAUAAUUACUUUAAUUAACACAAUUUCUAUCAUUUUCUGCCAAAUUCAUAAUGUUCAAGUUCUUCAUGGCCCGAUUCAAUGUGCCCUUUUUACUUUUAGCACCCUGUCCCUCUUCUGCAGCCGCCAGUCCUUUUUAAUUCCUGGCUGAAACCCUAGCAUGCUAUUUUGUGAUGUCUAAUGGCAAUUUACCUCUUGUGAUAUACAUUGACAUAUGACAUACAAAUUAUUAUAUGAUUUAUUUGUCGAAAGGAAUGAUAACGGACAGAAAAUAGCAAUCUUGAAAAUUUAGUUUGAAUAUGAGUGAUUCAACCCCCAACAGAGAAUGAUACCCAUGUUGAAAAUGUUUUUGUUUUUGGUAUUGUCAAAGCCAUAUACCAAUAUAGAGCUUUUAAUUCUGAUCCUGAUUUGGGGAUAAUCACUGAGGAGGUAAAGACAAUACAUAUUGUUAUAGCAUGGUUGAUGCUGGCUUGCACUGUUCGAGGGCUUAGUUUUAGAUUGUUUAUUACCUAUUUCUAAAUUGAGUAACAACAGUUUUACACUAAGCCCACAACUGACACUAUAUUGGAACAUAAAUUAAAACCCUGUUACAGAUAUUAACAUUAAACGUGGUACAGAUUUUAACAUGAAACUUGGUACAUUCAUCAACAUGAAACUUGGUACAGAUGUUAACAUUAAACUUGGUACAGAUGUUAACAUGAAAUGUGGUGCAUUCAUUAACAUGAAACUUGGUUCAGAUAUUAACAUGAAACUUGUUACAGAUAUUAAAAUGAACCAUGGUACAGAUUUUAUUAUGAAACUUGGUACAGAUAUUGACAUGAAACUUGGUCAGGCAUUAACAUGAAACGUGGUACAGACGUUUACAUGAAACUUGGUAAAGAUGUUAAAAUGAAACUUGGUAAACAUGAAACUUGGUACAGAUGUUUACAUGAAACUUCAUACUAUAUGCACACAUGUAGCAUGUCCCAUUAGCCUAGAAUACAAACUGGAUAGGUGAUCCUUCACAAAAUGAAACUAGACAAGCAUUUGAAAAAAGCAGUUAUGGUUUUAUUAAAACUCUUCAUUGACAUGAAUGAAAACCGUUACUCUGUCAACACAACCCCACCAACCCCCACCCCCUGGCACCGGUUUAGGCAGUACUAUACCAGAAAAUACUUAACUGCACAGAUGAAUAAAUAAGUGAGUUUAUGUUUUGUCGAAUUCGUUUUGGGGAAAAAAACGGACAAAUGUUGGCAUUAACUUGUGCUUCCCUUGCUCUUAUAUAACAUGUUUUGAAAUCCAAUCUGGAUUGCAUUGUUAUAUAUCAACUUACACACUUGCUUGCCUGAAAUCCUUGUGCCUUGAUAUCUGGGUCUUGUACAGGGACCCUAUUCAUGAAGCAUCUUAGUGAAAAAAUCAUCUUGGUAAAUCUUUCCUAAAUUUUGGCACCUUUUAUUUAUCCUCUGUAUUUGUCAUUAACAUGUAUUCAUACGAAAUUAUAAUUUAUACCAUAAUCUUGUAUAUUUUCAUAAAAUAAUCACAUGCAGUUGAGGAAAUGAAAACAAAAUAAAUGCAUUGCCAUAUGUGAUGUUUAUGUUCCAUAUGUGGAGUUGCCACUAAAAUCCUUUAUCAAAAUGGCCCUAAAGGGACUUUGCUUGACUCUGUAGUAUAUGUUUGUGUAAAUGCAUUUAUAAGUAUUUUAUUACUUUUUAAGGAUUUCCAAUAUUAUUGUAUUGUUUAUUUACCUUUGUUUUGUUUAUGGGAUGCAGCAUAGUUAUCAGGUGUUUCACAAAAGCGGUUUUAUUAUUUGUUUUGUUAAUAGUGUAAAAUAUAUAAUGUGUAUAUUCAAAUAAAUUACCAUUGGCACGAUUGUUCAGAAAUUUGUAAUAGUUAUCAACGUGAUAAACGACAUCGUUGUUAACUUUCAAAGGUGAACUAUUUUGUAACCUGCUCAUAUAUUUAGAUCAAACAUGACUGUACAGCUUAAACAGAAGUCUCGAGCCUUGUUAGAUUUAUUGCAGAUCACAAUUUCGACCUUUGAAUUCCAGAGCAGUAAAGACUUGAAUGUUAACAACGAUGAUUGUUACAAUGUUGUUAACUUUAACAAAGUUCUGAAUAUUCAGCCUGAUGUGUAUGUUCAUAUUGUUUACCUAAAUGAUGUUAGGUACUGUGGGCGUUUAACUACUUAUGGAAAUAAAUUAUGAAACUAUU